Messenger RNA from Rhagoletis zephyria (snowberry fruit fly), 3762 nucleotides. RefSeq names its product homeotic protein spalt-major-like. Gene Ontology annotation, cellular component: nucleus. Gene Ontology annotation, biological process: regulation of gene expression. The record is from RefSeq and is a predicted model, not a curated record. NCBI's taxonomy places the organism in Eukaryota, Metazoa, Arthropoda, Insecta, Diptera, Tephritidae.
GAUGAAUCGGUCAACAUCACGCAUCUCUAAACACUACUAUCUAGGGCAUUUGCCAAAGGAUUUGUUUAUAGUUGUUUUUCUUUUGAAGUUACUCAAAUAAACAUGGCGGUAAAAAAGGAGAGAGUUGAUUACGGAGACUUAAGAAAAUGCGGAGAAAUAACCACACUGUUGUCAAUAGAGAGAAAAGAAUUUUUCUUGAACUGUGAAUUCUGUCACCAUUCAUUUUUGCAAUUGGGCGAUUUUAUACAACACAUUUGCGAAGACCACUUGAACAGAUUUGUGGAAAUAAAUCUGAGAAACAAAGAGACAGACUUUCUUGUUUCAGAAAGAAAACAGGAUUCCGCAGAAAUCGACAUGAAAUCGGAAGAGUAUUAUGAGGAAGAUGAUAGUGAACAGUUUUACAAUGACUUUGAAAAAGUUGAAAUAGAGUUGGACACAAGUGAAAUGAGUAUUCUUCCACUAGAUACUGAAGCAGCAGUAUCAGGUACAAUAUCGGACGAAGAAAGCAUGCAAUCUUUCGAAGAUAAUGGAGCAGCUACGUUAUCAGAAGAGAUAAACGUUACCGACAGCGAGUCAGACCUGACCCUUGAGCAGGAGAACGCACAAUACGAUUUCCCGGAACUCAGCAAAAACAAAGUCGAAGAAAAAGAGGCUAAUAAAAGGUUUAAUAUCGAAUUUAUUGAAGAGUAUCGUUCUUUACCGGCAUUGUGGGACACAAGUUCUAAGGCGUACCAUGACCGUAUUUUAAAAAGGGAGCAGUAUGAUAUUUUACUAAAAAAAUAUAAAGAGAAAUACCCAAAUGCGACGGUGACUAAUGUUAAAGAAAAAAUACAGGCGCUCCGCACAAAUUUUAGGCGGGCAUUAAAACAAAGAUCUUCGUCUGGAAUAUCAACCCUAUACUAUUUUGAUGCAAUGAAUUUUUUGUCUAGCAUUACACGAGUUUCUGACUUGGAUGAAACACAUGUUACUUUGAAACCAACGUCCGAAAAGUUCACGGUACAGGAUAGCAAUUUAAAUGAGGAACAAUUUAUCAGAUUGGCUCAUAUAUACCAGCGAUAUCCAAGUCUUUGGGAUGAAAAGAACAUAGCAUAUAGAUUCGCUAACAGGCGACGUGAAGCUUUGAAUAAUGUACUUGAGGAGUUUAAUGAAGCAUAUGGAUUGAAUCUAACGAAAAACGAGUUAGAAAAAGAAAUUUCAAGACUGAGAAAAGUAUGCUCGAAUGAGAAGAGACAAAAGAUAGCAUGUAAACGAAAAAAAAUAGAUUAUAAACCAAGUUGCCCUUAUUAUGAUCACAUCGCUUUUCUGGAAGUCGAUGUAACUCCGUUUGAAUGUUCACAAUGUGAACAACUUAUAUUUGGUCCAUGCCAGUACAAAGUUCAUUUAUCGACUCAUGAUGGCUCACUGCCAUUCAAAUGCCACAUUUGUGGGCAUGGUUUCAAGCUGGUCACUAACCUAACAGUUCAUUUAAGAAGACAUGCUCAAGACUACACGUUUAAUUGUGAGGUGUGUAACAAGCCCCUUGCAACGGCUACAGAAUUAAAAACUCAUGCACGAUUGCAUACGGGUGAAAAACCGUAUGUAUGUGAUAUUUGUGGGAAAGCAACUGGAUCAUUUGCUGAAUUUAAAAGACAUAGGGACCGCCACGAAAAACGACCGCAGCAUAAGUGUGAAAUUUGUUCGAAGGCAUUUUAUGAAAAACCAAAAUUAAAAGACCACGUUAAUGCCCACCUGGAAUUGCGAAACCAUCAUUGUAAUGUGUGUAACAAAUCUUUUACUAGUUCAAAACUUUUGCGACAGCACAAAUUUAUUCAUGAUGCCGAAAAAAGAUAUUCAUGUAGAAUUUGUGGAAAGCGUUUCGCACAAGGGGCUGGCCUUAAUUCGCAUAUGAAGUCUCAUGGUACAAAGUUAUCUUCAAAGCCAUUGAUACAGUGAAAUGCAUGCAUGUAAGCGUACAUAUAAUGCCAAGCGAGUUCCAAGCCAACAUUUGCUAUUUAGAUCAUCAUACAAAGACCAUUGAGUGGAAGUGGAGACACCGGACGUGAUGAACAAGAAUCUGAAAACGUCAAUCGCAGGUAAGAAUAAUCCUGGUGGAACCGAGAAAACGGAUGUUGGAAAAGCUUUAAUUGCGCAAAACCAGGCCAUUUUGCACGUGAUGGUAAGACGGGUUCCAACAGGUACAACAGUUCAACACGACGCAAACGUAGGGCUGAAGAAGACGAAUCCAACCCGAUUCAGUCGUUAAACUAAAACGAGCCAGCACGAGAGGGCGCGCGCUGACUCCCGCAAUUGAAUGCCUCAUAAUCUCCAUCGAAAAUUUGCAGAAAAGAUAGCAAGUCACUGUUAGUGGAUAUGUGGACGGAUAUGAGCGAGUACUAACUGUGGAUACGGACGCAUCACAUUGCAUUAUUCGAUCUGAUUUGGUCACUAAAGAGGUAAGGCCUGGAGCAAGGUUGAGGGCAGAAACUGGUGAGACUACCCAAGAUGUGGAAGAAGUACCAUGCAAAGUCGCAAUAGGGAAUGUGGCGGUGUUACACAAGUGCAUAGCCGCGGAGAUUAUGGAUAGAGUCAUCAUAGGAGUAGACUUCUUACUCUAUGUCUCCACCAGAGCUUAAGCACGUAGUUAUGGCCGUUGAGUUGGACAAUGUCUCCAUCCGAGCUUAACCACGUAGUUACGGCUGUUAGUUUGGUUAUCCCAAAUACCCACAUGAUUGAGCGUGGUUUCGCUAUAUAAAAAUGAUAGCAGUUAACCAUUUCACUGAAACGGUUAAAAAAACUAACUUAAAACUACGUCGAAAAUCUGAUACAACCCUUCGUUUUUAUCAAUAAAAGAUUCAAUACAGUAAUUUAAUUAUUUUUUGAUAUAAAGAUGUAGAGCAUGGCGGAUGCAGAAGUUUACUUAAGUUGUUAAAAAAAUAUACUUACUUAAUUACUUACUUACAUAAAUUUACCCCGUGUUCUUAUUUUUGCAUGAAUCGAAAAUAUUUAAGUGAUUUCCUAUGUCAUACAACUCACACCCCCUAAUCCAGGAUGUUAAGCGACACCGUGCCCAUUGGAAGGCAGCUGAUGGUGCAAGGUGCCGUCAGGGGUCGGAGCCGACCUCUUUGUCUGCGCCCGUCUUGGGAGGUGCCAGUGGGAACAUACCGCACCUAGACUCGGGGUUAAGGGCGCGGGCGAAUUUGCCUGCAUCCAGGACGUAGGUAGGGCCGCAGAUGAAGUCGUCUGCGGUUCUGGACGUGAGGUCACUGGACAGUACGGCCGGCACCAGCCAAGGACUUGCGGCUAAAAUCGUGGCAAAUCCCUCCGUUAGGCCUAAUCGGCACGCUGGGCCGGCAUGGCCACCAAGAUCUUGGACCGAUACAGCGAGCAGGGUGCUUCGCAGCUAUCUGAGCAACACGCGCGGUCGCUCGAGUGGAGUGGUGAGGGUGUUUCUGGGGUUGCGAGCGCAUCCCGUACUGACCCUGUCAAGCGGCAGAGGUCGCAGGAGGGGGAAACCCCCCUCCCCAAGAAGCCUAGAUCGGGUGGGAUGCCUAAGCUCUUUAGCGAGAUCGCUAAACAGUCGGGUUCUAUCACUCUGCGCGUUUUGGAUCGGGGUAAGGAGGACGGGCCAUCGCCAGGGAGGACUGGAGGAAACUGUCGUCGGCUUUAUCCGAGGUCUGUAUGAGAGUGGUCAGGGAAAACCCUGGGUCACCGCCGCGGUGUGAGAGUGCUGGUUGGCACCAGGGCAUGUUUAAGAAGGUGGUGUGCGGGCGUGCGUUCGGCCUC